CCGGAACUAAACAACACACAGGAAAGUUAUGCCCAUGGUCGAUGGCCGGCAUAUCUGUCAAAGAAGAUUCUGAGACUAAUGUGCUCUUGAAGUAGUCUGCCAUCUACUGAUGUCAAGCACUUUAAGAAUUCACAAUGUCUUCUGAGGUAUACUGGAACAACUUACCAGACCACAUCAUCAUCAACAUCUUGGCCUUCCUUCCUCUAACUGACCGGUGCAAUGCUGCCCUCUGUUGCAGGAGUUGGUCUGAAUGCUUUGACAAUCCAACACUUUGGCGAGAGUUCACGUUCCGCUUUGAAGAUGCCCGCGACUCGAUCCAACUUCAGUGCCUUACAAAACACGGUCGACAGUUACGAGUAGCAAAGAUCCUAUGUAACCAAAAGCAGCUUGCGAAUCAGCAGAAUGCUUGUGCCGUCCUCAGCGGACUGGCCAAGUGUGAAGAGCGCCGGUUGGAAGAGGUCACUGUCCAGUUCACUUCAGAGAAUCCUCUUUUCUUCCAAGGUUUUGAGUUCCUCAGCAGCCUUGCGGAACUCUUCGGUCCGCCAGAUCCUAAAAUUAAAUUGGUUUCCACUCUGACGAAGGUAGACCUAAGUGGGUUGUUUGUCACCUAUCAACCUGUUCUUUUGCAGCUUCUUGCAGACAAUAAUCCCAAUCUGAAGGAGCUUAACAUUCAGAACACCUCACUAACGUGCUUGAUUGAGCCAGAGUGUAUGCUGACGGUUGUUACUAAAUGUCCGAUGAUCAGCUCGCUCAGCAUCCAUUACCGAUCAACGUCAGAGCCGUUGUUCCUCGAGCUCUGCGAUCCCAAACGCAAACCUCUCAACUUCCUGUCCCUGGCGUGUACUCGGGAAGAGAAGUACCACAAUGCAAUUACGGGGGAGUCUUGGAAGAUGCUCAUCGACAGACACAAACGUCUCCGUGUCUGUAUCAAAUUUGAUCAUACCAUCGAGCGGCACCGGAUUCUGUCCAUCCUUCAGCCAGAAAUCCCCCUAGUGGAACUCCAAAUGAAAACAAUGACCGAGCUUUACGAUGAGGUGUCAAUGGUUGGAAGGUACUACUACAAGACGUUGGAGUAUUUAUCCAUCGUGACAAAGGGAACGGACGAGUUGAAGAGGGCGCUACUGGACUUGGUGGAGCAUUCAGAUAGACUGCAUACUUUACAUUGCUACUGUGCGUUGGAUGAGGAUUCUAUACGGAGGAUUCGGACGCUGCGGCCACAUCUUAGAAAGUACACCCUCAAGACGGAGGAAGAGUUUAACUUGCUUGUCCCAACUCUGCCGGAUUUAAGAGAGUGUUUGGAGAACAUCUGGAGCAAUUGGAAGUCCUCUCAAAGAGCAAUGCGUGGGUUCGGAGCACCAGCUUCCUGAAGGACAGGGUACCAGGGAUCACUCAUAGUUUAAGGUGAAUCGAUUUGAAAACAACUGCCUCUGUAUUUGUUGUUAAAUCGUAGUAAAAUCAGUGGUUAGCUUGGCUGGAUUCAAACCCACAUCCUUGUGAUUUCAACUCCUGUAGGCUAACCAGUUGACCACUGCAUUUGUGAAUGCACUGCAUGAAUAACAACGGUUUCAUUUAUAAUGAGUAUAAGACACUUUGAGAUAUGUGUUUGGCUUUAGCAUGGCAGAUUAGAAUUGUUACAAUCAGUGUGUUUCUCAAGGCAAUCAACCUGUACCUCAUGUACAUCCCAUGUAAAGAACGUAGUCAUUGUCCAAAGGGCUUAAAUGGGGGUGUGGUAAAAUAUUAGAAUAGUGGGGUUUUCGUAUAGUGUAAAAUUCUGUCGAGCAGUGUUGGUCAUGGUAAAAAACAAAGACUUUUUACCAACAAAUACUGAAAAAAAUGUUCUAAUUUGAAUAAUGUUGGAAGUGCUGUGAGAUGAAGACGUCCUUUGGGGGUGUUUUAAAGCACUGUAUAAAAACCGAUAAUUAUUAAUAGAGUGUUAAAAUAAAUAGGUAAAUUUUAGAAGCCAGCAUCUGUGCUCAAUUGCUAUGGAAUGUGGCCACUGUUGGAAGAGAGAAGGUUCUCAACCUUGGUCAAAGUUUUGCAAUGGCAAUUUGUGGCACACACUAAUUGAAAUCGACAGCUCAGCGACAGCUUCACUCGUCAAACAAUGUGCUCCUGAACGUUCCACGUUCCUGGUACUCCUGGGGCGAUCAAUGCUUUUCACAUGCCAGGCAAUCUCUUUUGAACAGCCUCCCACUUCAACUCAGACUAGCAGAUACGUGUUCUUAAAAUUUGAAACUCAUCUCAAAACCUGUUUCGGAAACCAUUAUGUAGCUUUCAAACUUUGGUUGCCUUGUGUAUAGCAAAGUUCUUGUUCCUUAAGCAAGGAGUGUCAUCAUUGGCAGACAAGGCCACUAGAAAUUUUCAAUAUUAUUAUGUUUUUAAAAGUGUGGCAUGGAUUACUUCAUUUUAUGAAGGGAUAUAUUUUUUUAAAUAUAAUAGGAUGUUUUAAAACUGAAUGCAUCCUCGCCCCAGUAAUGAGAAAGUGUCAGUAUUUGCCUUUGGGGUAACUUUACGCAAUUUUAUUUCAGACUCUGUUUUUGAUGCAUAAUGAUCCUACAUGAUCCUCAAUUUCACCAAACGCUAAUGAUUAAUCUUAAGGACUUAGGACGAGUUCAGUUCCGUAUCCAAAUACGUUGGACGC
This is a messenger RNA of Asterias rubens (European starfish), 2641 nucleotides long. RefSeq names its product F-box/LRR-repeat protein 8-like. Gene Ontology annotation, molecular function: protein binding. The transcript is spliced from 3 exons. Bases 135 to 1367 code for a protein of 410 amino acids. The record is from RefSeq and is a predicted model, not a curated record. NCBI's taxonomy places the organism in Eukaryota, Metazoa, Echinodermata, Asteroidea, Forcipulatida, Asteriidae.